AUGAAUACGCACGUUAAACGUCUUGAUCAUUUAAAUAACCGUCUCGAUUCUGUUGCAAAUACUUUGCAAUCGCCGAGCGGUAGAACAGGUUCAACUAAUGUGAAACAUUCAUCGGAUGAUCGAGUAGAUGCUUUACCUGUUUUACGUGAGUAUAAUACGAUCAUCAAUGAAACACUUGCACCAUUCGUAACAACUUCUCGUAAAAUCGGUGGAGAAUUAAUUACUAUGGUUGAUCAUUUAACACGUUUAUUUGAUGCUCAACGGACAUUUCUUCGCACGGCAGUUCAAACAAAGAAACCAACGAAUGACGAACAAACAAUAAAUUUGGUCAAACCACAAUCGACCGAGAUUGAAGCUAUCGUUGCUUUUACGAACCAAAAUCGUAAAUCAACGCUAUUUAAUCAUUUGUCAUCAAUAUCUGAAGGUAUACCGGCAUUUGGUUGGAUUCUUAUCUCACCGACGCCUGCUCCUCACAUAAAGGAAAUGUCGGAUGCUGCACAAUUCUAUUCUAACCGAGUCUUAAAAGAUUUCAAAGACAAAGAUCCCAUCCAUGCCGAAUGGGUUAAACAAUGGAUAAAGAUUUUAACAGAAUUGCACGCAUAUGUUAAACAAUAUCAUACCACUGGUUUGACCUGGGGCUCAUACAAUCUACACGAUACGAACAAUGGUUCUCCUCGCAAUCCGCCAUCAGCUCCGACGAUUGCAUUGUCAAAGAUGCAAAUCAAUGAUAGCUCGCCAAAAAACGGAUUUAUGACUUCAAUUAAUUCUUUAAGUACGAAUGCUACGUCACAUUUGAAAAAAGUUCCAGAUGAACUUAAAACCCACAAAAAUCCUCAAUUGAGAGAGCAGCCCAUUGAACGAACGAGUAAAACUCAGAUACAUUCAUCCAAUACUUCGUCCAAUUCGACAUCAGGCACGCCUAAAUUAGCUCUCGAAGGUAACAAAUGGCUUGUUGAAUAUCAAUCUGGCCGUACAGAUUUAAAACUAGUUGAAGUCAACAUGAAACAAACUGUUUACAUCUAUAAAUGUUCGAAUUCAACAAUUACCAUCCAAGGAAAAGUUAAUUCUAUCGUUCUUGAUCAAUGUACUAAAGUUGGCAUUCAAUUUACAUCCGUCGUUUCCUUGAUAGAAUUCAUCAACUGUCGGGGAAUCAAAGCUCAAGUUAUAGAAAACGUUCCAACUGUUCAAAUAGAAAAAACGGACGGGUGUCAUAUUUAUCUAUCAAAAAGUUCGUUAAAUACAGAAUUUAUUACUUCGAAGUCAUCAGAAAUGACAAUUAAUGUUCCAUAUGGGGAUGGAGAAUACAAAGAACAUCCCAUACCUGAACAAUUCAAAACAUCGUUACAAAACGGCAAACACUUGGUCACAACACCCAAUGAAUCAUCAGGUGUCUAA
Molecule: messenger RNA, 1395 nt
Organism: Adineta ricciae
Lineage: Eukaryota; Metazoa; Rotifera; Eurotatoria; Adinetida; Adinetidae
Source: the annotation of a GenBank genome assembly